AUGUUUCUUUCGAUCGCAUUUUUCGCAAUUAUCGCUGCUGUGGAAAGUUUAAACUGUGCAGGAGGUCAAUUAACAUCAAAGCAACGUAAAGAUAUCGUACGUCAGAAUAACAGAUUACGUUCGCAAUUGAUUCGUGGAAAGCUUAAAAAUAAAGAUGGCAAAUAUAUGCCACGUGGAAAGAAUAUGCUUAAACUGAAGUGGAGUUGUCCGCUAGAAAGAUCCGCGCAACAAUGGGCAAAUCAAUGUGUCUUUGAACACUCACCAAGAGAUCAAAGAAAAGGAAUCGGUGAAAAUGUCUAUUAUUACCGGUCACCAGCUGGUGUUGAAAAAUUUAAGAAGACUGCUGGUACGGAUGCCGGCAAAUAUUGGUGGUUAGAACUUCCAGAAUUAUACAAGAACAAUCCAACUAAUAAUUUAACUAAUGAUGUUUCCCGUCAAGGUGUUUUACAUUUUACACAGAUGGCUUGGAGCAAAACGCAUAAAAUAGGUUGCGGUAUUGCUUCAAAUUGCGAGAAUGGUCAUAAAAUCAUAGUUAUUUGUCACUAUAAGCCAGGUGGAAAUAAACCAAAUCAAUUGAUAUAUCAACGUGGCAUACCGUGCAAAAUGAACAACGAUUGUUACACUAAGAAAUGCGCAAAAAAAUCGGGAUUGUGUAUAAAAUGA
This is a messenger RNA of Cercopithifilaria johnstoni, 663 nucleotides long. Lineage: Eukaryota; Metazoa; Nematoda; Chromadorea; Rhabditida; Onchocercidae. The record is from the annotation of a GenBank genome assembly.